UUGAUCAAUUAUUCAUCACAUAAUCUUGUUGAUGUAUACAGUGUUCUCUUUGCUCUGCUCAUUUCAUUUAGCAUCAGUUCAUGAAAGUCUUUCUAGGCCUUUCUGAAAACACCCUGCUCAUCGUUUCUUAUAGAACAAUAAUAUAUAUAUUUUUUGUGGAAACUUAAAAAAACCCAAUAAUAUUUCAUAACAUUCAUAUACCAUAACAUAUUCAGCCAUUCUCUAAUUGAUGGGCAUUCAUUCGGUUUCCACUUUAUUGACACUACAAAAAGGGCUGCUACAACCAUUUUUGCACAUAUGGGUCCUUUUUCCCUUUUUUCUAUACAUAUUUCCAUGUUUAUCAUGCUUGUACAAAUCUUUUUUUAAACACAUUUUCACAUUUGUCAUGUUGUGCAUGAAAAGUCAGACUACAAAGGAAAAAAAAAACACAAGAAAGGAAAAAAAAUCAAAGGUGAAAAUACUAUGCUUCAUUCCAUAUUCAGGCUCCACAGUUUUCUCUCUCUGAAUACAUCUGUAUUAUAGGCUCAUCUUGGGUAAAAUUCUGGGUAAAAGACAAAGUAUUUACAGAGAAGUCAAGAGUGGAGAGAAUACAGAUGAUUACAUUGUGAUAUUGAAGAAAGAGUUUUCUGGAGUAUGACUUUUUCUUGGAAAGCAUAAAUGGAUGGUGAAGAGGUUUCAUUCAAAGAGAAUUGCCUCUUACCUGUUCUCUAUUUAUUAUAUUUAAACAUUCAUUAAGCUCCUAUGUAAUGGUCCCUGUGCUGCAAAUAGGAAUAUGAGAGAAAACCUCUUCUUGGGAAUCUAUACCCUAAUUGCUCAAAAAGGGAAGACAUUAAUCAUAUAACCUAUGCAAGGGAACACGAGAGAAAGACAAAGGGGGGUGGGGCAAGCAAAGAUGUUUGAGGAGAGAUUAUAUUAAAAUGUAUUUAUUGAUAUUACCUUAAUUUCUGAGUAUAUCCCUUUCCCCUUGUAACAAUGCAGAUUUCAUAGUGUAUGCAGUAUGACAUAUCUAGUCCCUUACCUCUGAAAGAGGGGAAAGGAAGCAUUUAUUUAUUUGCUUAUUGACUUGAGAAAUCAUUACUUUCUGCUUUGAUUUGAAAAGUGUUGGUACAAGCUUCCUGAAGUACUGUAUAUAGUAUUUGAAUUGUGGCCCUAAGAAAGAGAAAGUCUUUGCAACAGAAAAAAAUAGUUGUAGAUGGGCUUGUGCUCACAGAUUGUCCAGGUGUAGUAGUGGGGAGAAAAAAAAGCAAAGCAAAGGAAAAACAUGAAGGAGAAUAGACUGGGCAGGCAGCCAGGAGGAGGAUUGUAAAAGGGUCUUUAAUGCUAUAAGAAGUUCAUUUUUUUUCCCCUUUCUGAUAGUUGUAUACCAGGUUCUCUGAACUCCAGGAGAUAAUUAACAGCAGUAGCUAGAGCUGAAGCUCCAUUUUAAUAUGAUUGCAUUUGGAAAAUAGGGAACCAGUAGUGUUGUCUAUUCAUUUGGGAUUUUGGGAGGCAAGGGAAAAGAGAAGUCCUUAUGAAUUACAGAAGGGAUGAUUGAUAGUCUUUAGGCCUUUGACCUCUCCUUCCCACUUAAAAUUUUUUUUUCUCCUGAUCACUUUCCUGUUGGUGAUUCCCUGUUUCUUCUUGGAAUUUGAAUUUUUAGUGCUUGAGUGGGGAAAACUAGUGAGGGAAAAGGAAAAUGAUCAGCAAAAAUCUUAGCCAGUUGGGUCCAAAAAAUUGGCAAGGUAGAUCUUCUUCCAUGGACAGUAGAGAAAGUGAUUCUUUGGGAGGAGAGAGAGAAGAGAAGAAGCUCUGGAGAAUGAGGAGGAGAGCAGAAAAGAGGCAGGAAAGAAGAAUUCACUGAAGUGGAAAAGGAAGGGUUUGAAACUAACAGAAAAAAAUAGUUUUGGUGUAUUAAAUUCAAAGAGACAGAAUUUGGGGCCAGGAUUAGCAUCAGAGGAGGAGAGAGGAAAUAUGUGGAAUAGGUCUUAUGGUUGCAAGUAGAUCAGGACCUGGAUCCUAUCUAUAGAGGCAAGGGUAUCAUAGUGUUAGCUGCUUGAAUCAACACUGUUUCUCUUCCUUUUCUUCACCCCAACAAGACACUGAUUCUUGGAUUCCUGCAGUUUCAAUGUCUCUUGGGCAUUCUUGAUGGUAGGGGUUUCUUUAUCCAGUGAAGUUGGGUUUGGAGCUUCAGUUAGUUGGUGAAGACAUCUUGUGGAACACGUACCAAUAGUGCAUAUAAAGCAAGGUUUUCUGAUCACUGAAUGAUCCCAAUAUCUUCGUCAGAUGCUUUUAGGAGUAGAGGUGUGCAUCAUUAUCUUGUUGAGUUAUAUUAUCUUAGACUAAUGCUAUGAUAUGUCUACUAUAUGUUCCUCUCCGCCCCAUCCCCCUGCCAUUUCCUAUAGGGCACAAUGAAGGGAGAAACAAGAAGAUAUAAUGGUGAGGAGACCAACAAAGAAGAAUUUAGUUUGGUCAAUGGCAGUGAUGAUGACACUCUUUCUCCUCCAGUCCUGGAAGCUGUGGAGAGCCUGGAGAUCAAAGGUCGUAGGGUAAGCCGACGGGGACUGUCGAAAAGGGAACUCUCUCAUAUGAUCACCUUCGAUGAGGAGCUGACAGAUGACUCAGAGGUGUCAGAAAUCCCUGUGAUGCCAAAGCUGUACAGAGAAACCAAGAUUCAGCCUGACAUUUCAAAUGUCCGGUCCCAAAGUGAGGAUAGUGCCACUGAGUGGGGAAGACGCAGACCUCCGCCACGUCUGGCCUCACGAGCUGAGCCCAGUAAGCCCAGCAGAAAAGAAACUGAAGAAAUCAAUUCUGACUUCAAAGAGACUCCUGUGACGAGGAGUAAUAGGCGUCGACAGUCCACCGGCAACCUGCCCACUGGUAUCCAGGCUUCCCUGAGCUCUUGCCUCACUAUUGAUCUCACUGAUGAUCUUGGGAGUAACACUACCACCAGGCGUAGUGCUCGAGAAAGACGUCGUCAUUCUCUGGGUUCCCCAGUGGUGCUUUUAGACAACCAUGAUCAGGUGGAAUACCAGGAUGGAAAAGAAUUUCACAUUGGUGAACUUGUCUGGGGGAAAAUUAAAGGUUUUUCUUGGUGGCCUGCUAUUGUGGUUUCCUGGAAAUCUAAUACAAAACGCCAGGCCAUUCCUGGCAUGAGAUGGGUACAGUGGUUUGGAGAUGGCAAAUAUUCUGAGGUCCCCUCAGACAAGUUAGUGAGUCUUGCAUUAUUUAGCCAACACUUUAAUUUACCUACGUUUAACAAGCUGGUAUCUUACAGGAAGGCUUUAUUUCAAGCCCUAGAGAUGGCCAAGGGCCGGGCGGGCAAGACUUUUCCAGCCAUUCCUGGUGCUUCUUGGGAUGAAAAACUCAAGCCCUUGUUAGAUUGGGCUCAUGGCGGCUUCCAGCCAAUGGGAGAAGAAGGACUUAAACCAAAACAGAAAUCAGAUGGAUCUAUCAUUCCAGAACCCAAACAGAGAAGAAGGACAUUAGAGGAAGUCACUGUUCAAGAUAGUAUACCUCCUUCGAAACGCCUGAGGACCAACUGCUUGAAUAACAACAAAGAACGGGUAGAGGAAGAGCAAAGUCGAGAAAAAAUGGUUUCUGACAUCAUAAACAACAAAAGCAGCCCUGAAGAUAACUGCAUAGCAUGUGGAAGAAAAAACCCACCCUCUUUUCACCCUCUCUUUGAUGGGGGUCUUUGUCAUACAUGUAAAGAUAGAUUUCUAGAGCUGUUCUAUAUGUACGAUGAUGAUGGCUAUCAAUCGUACUGUACCGUAUGCUGUGAGGGACGGGAACUCUUACUAUGUAGCAAUUCAAGCUGUUGCCGGUGCUUUUGUGUCGAAUGCCUUGAUGUGCUGGUUGGAGCAGGAACGUCAGUCAGUGCCAAAGCACAAGAGCCUUGGAGUUGUUACAUGUGCCAGCCUCAGCGGUGCUAUGGGGUCUUACAGCGUCGAAAGGACUGGAGCAUUCGCCUUCAGGAAUUUUUCACCAAUGACAUAGCUCAGGAAUAUGCAGUUCCAAAACUGUAUCCAGCAGUCCCUGCAUCAAAGAGACGGCCAAUCAGAGUCCUGUCCCUUUUUGAUGGUAUAGCUACAGGCUAUUUAGUGCUAAGAGAAUUGGGCAUCAAGGUAGACAAGUACAUUGCUUCAGAGAUCUGUGAAGAUUCCAUUGCUGUUGGGACAGUCAAGCAUGAAGGGAACAUCAAAUAUGUUCAUGAUGUCAGAAACAUCACAAAGCGCCAGAUUGAUGAAUGGGGACCAUUUGAUUUGCUUAUUGGUGGAAGUCCAUGCAAUGAUCUUUCAAAUGUAAAUCCUGCCAGGAAGGGCUUGUAUGAGGGCACAGGAAGGCUGUUCUUUGAAUUCUACCAUUUACUCAAUUAUACGCGUCCCAAAGAAGGGGAUGAACGCCCUUUCUUUUGGAUGUUUGAAAAUGUGGUGGCCAUGAGGGUCAAUGACAAGAGGGACAUCUCAAGGUUUUUGGAGUGUAACCCAGUAAUGAUUGAUGCCAUAAAAGUCUCAGCUGCACAUCGAGCUCGCUAUUACUGGGGCAACCUGCCUGGAAUGAACAGGCCGGUGAUAGCAUCAAAGACCGAUAAACUCGAGCUUCAGGACUGCCUGGAGUACAAUAGGAUAGCGAAGUUAAAGAAAGUACAGACAAUAACUACUAAGUCGAACUCGAUCAAACAGGGGAAAAAUCAGCAAUUCCCUGUUAUCAUGAAUGGCAAAGAAGAUAUAUUAUGGUGCACAGAGCUAGAAAGAAUUUUUGGCUUUCCUGUCCAUUACACCGACGUGUCAAAUAUGGGUCGAGGUGCUCGCCAGAAGUUGCUGGGCAGAUCCUGGAGCGUCCCUGUUAUCCGGCAUCUUUUUGCCCCACUGAAGGACUACUUUGCCUGUGAAUAACACAUGGGCUGGAACUAACAGGUGGAAGGGGAUUUUGGCCAUGGGAGGAGGGUAAUAUUGGGGAAGAACCAUGACCAGGGAUGGCAGAACUUCUGGGUUCUUCUCCGCCUCUCAUCUUCCCCUCCCAAGUUCUAGUCUCUGCUAUUCUUCAGUUUUGUUGCUGUGAUGAAUAAGGUCAAACCAAGACCUAAACCAUCAGUCAUUACAUGUACCUCAGACUUCUCCCCAUUUGCUCAGUGGGACUCUUUUUUUUUUUGAGACACACUCCUUCAGAUGACUUGUUCAAACUAUUUCUCUGAAGCUUUACAGACAAGUUCUACUACUUGAUUGUGGCCACUGAGAGGGGCAAGACCGGUGCUUCUGUCUUUUUUUUUUUUUUAAACUACACUUGAAAUAGAGAAUUUUUAGUGUUUUUUUUUUUUUUUUUUCCCUCACAAAAUGAUGGCUUAAGUAUGUAGGAAUAAGGUGUCAAACCUUGUUAGGUCAUAUUCUGAAGCAAUAAGACAACACAGGUGUCAAGAAUGCCAUUAAAAAAAAUUUUUUUUUGGGGGGGGUUUGUUGUUCCUUGUUCAGUGAAAUAUAAUCCUGGUGAGAAAGUUGUAAACGUAGCUGAAUGGAACUACUGACAGACCGACUUAUAUACAGAUGAAGCUGAAAGAAUCCGAGCAGCAAAUGAUGAUUUUUCUAGUAAUUAGUAACAAUAAUUUGUAUGUUCUCCAAUAUUUUCUACUUCAUUAAAAUAAAAAAAGAAUAAAACUCCCUCACCUUAAAAAUCAAAAUAAAAAUCAAGGACUAAUGAUUUUGUAAGCUUGGGUGCAAAUCAAUGCCCGUUUAAUACCUCCAGGCAUUUUGGAAAGUGAUAAAUCCAGCUGGGCUGGUUUCAACACAUUUCCAGUGCAUUUAAAGUAAAUCAUUGACACAAACUAACUGAAAUUAUUCAUUGUCCUGCUAUACUACUUCAUGAUAGCCCUAAAGGAGGGAUAUGGGGAAGAUAGAGGGACUGGAAUAGUAAACAGAAACAUCCAUUCUUUGUUAGGAUUUGGGGUAUCUUUUCUCCUGUGUAAUGUUGCAGUCAAAGACCCAAGACUGAACAGGCAGCUAAAUGAAUAUGUGCCUUAAAAGUGUGUGUUAUGAUUCUCUAGGCUGCUAACCUCCCCAUCACUUCAGCUCUCUCAUCACUUUCUCUCCCAAAAGGUGGUAGAGGAAGGAAAAGUCCUCAUCUUUUCUUUACUCAGGUGGCACUUUGCUUAGUAACUGCUAGGUGCAUUAUUUGUGGUGACAGAGGUUGAUUGCAUGAUAACCUCACAAUCUUGUAUUUUAUCACCUUCCCGUAGUGGUCAUGUUUGGGGUUCAGAUGCACAUUUUUUUUUUUUUUUAUUUUUUCAUCUAAAAGAUGGAAAGUCUGUAAUAACCCUGUGGCUUCCUCCAGAAAAUUUUUAUCUGCCAUGACACCUGUCUUUUAAUUCCAUGUAGGAAACUUUUUAAGGGGAGGAAGCAACUGGGGAAGCAGCAUUUCAGAAAUGCUAUUGUAAUGGUUUUAAGGCCUUUUACUCUUACUGGUGCUAUUUUCUAGAAUAAAGACAUUACUGUUGACAGUUUUUCUAUCUUUUUUAUGUUUAUGUUUCAUAUAUAUAUAUAUUUUUUGGUAACAAUAGCCAAAUAACAAAUGAAAAACUGCCUUGUUUAAAGUUUUCCCAGUUUUUAGAAUGGAAAUUGAUGAAUGCCUAGAGUUUACCUUAUUAUAAUGGUUUAAUUAAAAAUCAGUAUUUCUC
Antechinus flavipes (yellow-footed antechinus) is the source of this 6646-nucleotide messenger RNA. It is a transcript of the gene DNMT3B, whose product is annotated as DNA methyltransferase 3 beta. Gene Ontology annotation, biological process: negative regulation of transcription by RNA polymerase II. Gene Ontology annotation, cellular component: nucleus. Bases 2388 to 4874 code for a protein of 828 amino acids. Lineage: Eukaryota; Metazoa; Chordata; Mammalia; Dasyuromorphia; Dasyuridae. Gene Ontology annotation, molecular function: DNA binding; DNA (cytosine-5-)-methyltransferase activity, acting on CpG substrates. The transcript is spliced from 21 exons. The record is from RefSeq and is a predicted model, not a curated record.